Cokeromyces recurvatus is the source of this 918-nucleotide messenger RNA. RefSeq lists its product as uncharacterized. The transcript is spliced from 8 exons. Lineage: Eukaryota; Fungi; Mucoromycota; Mucoromycetes; Mucorales; Mucoraceae. The record is from RefSeq and is a predicted model, not a curated record. The coding region runs from base 1 to 918 and encodes 305 amino acids.
AUGUCAAGCCCGGAAUUGUCAGACUCAUAUAUUUCUUCUGCUGAGAUGAAGCGAUUGAAAAAAAAAAUUACUUUCUGUGUUCUUGUCGAAAACAUCAAUAUCACUGAAGUGAUCAAGAGAUUCAGAAAGCAUUCGAUAGCCGUAGUUAAUAAAAAUAAUGACAUAAACUGUUUGAGAAUUCUUUCUCUCUCACACAUUUUCCCUUUUAAUAAGUUUGAUGUUAGAAAAUGUGUUACCGGAUGCUUCGACAACAAUACUCGUAAAGCUUUGAAGUCAGUAGCUAGCGGUACGAAACCUAAAAUCAAUCAUGCACCUACCAGGGUAGUCUUGUAUUGCAAGAAUAGAGCUGGUGAGGGAAAUAAUAAUAAUGAUGAUAAUAACGAUAAUUACGAUGACAAUAGUGAGGAAGAAGGAAAAUUGGUCAUGAUGAGCAUGGUCAAAGACUUUUAUUUAAUAUCCGCUAUUCAAAGAGUAUUGUUGAAAGAUGUAAGCGAAGAUAUUCUUUAUGCCAUUCUGAAAAAAAAUGGAAAGAAGCUAGACUUUAUGAUUGGUGCAAAGGUCAAAAGCAAAGAAUUCUACUUCUUUUUUGUUGAUGUGAAAAAAUCGGAAACGACCAGCAAGUAUCAGCCCGAAGACGACUAUACAAAGCUAAUGAAGCAGAUGAAAGGCUCUGUGGAUGAUCAACUGUACUACGGGGCAAAAAACCCUACAUGUCCUGGUCUGUUGAUUGAAGGCUUUAAAUGUACACUUUUCCAAAUGAAGCUUCUUUCCGAUGGAAUUCACAUGUCUACAGCAUCCGAACGUUUUUUUUUGGUCGAAAAAAUUCAUCAGCUUGUACACUUGCCUUCGAUUGUUGAGGCUGUUUAUUAUGUGAAGGUAUUGAUUGCAAACAAACUAAUCUUAGCAACAGUACACUAA